Cadophora gregata is the source of this 1683-nucleotide messenger RNA. It is a transcript of the gene RRP8, whose product is annotated as 25S rRNA (adenine645-N1)-methyltransferase. Gene Ontology annotation, biological process: ribosomal large subunit biogenesis; rRNA methylation. Gene Ontology annotation, molecular function: rRNA (adenine) methyltransferase activity. The record is from RefSeq and is a predicted model, not a curated record. Lineage: Eukaryota; Fungi; Ascomycota; Leotiomycetes; Helotiales; Ploettnerulaceae. Gene Ontology annotation, cellular component: nucleolus. The coding region runs from base 1 to 1683 and encodes 560 amino acids. The transcript has a single exon.
AUGUUCGCCGUUCCAGGAUGGUCGGUAUCUUCAAGUCUGCUGAAGGCCGAGAAACCAGAAGGUUCCAAAUCAGUCGCGAAAGUCACAGACCCGGAAGCUGUGAUUGAGGGCGAGUCGAAGAAGAGCAGCAAGAAGCGCAAGCGCAAUGCUGCAAUUGAGAAGAAUGGUCCUAAGAAUGUUGAUGUAAACAAUAUGGAGGAGUUGUGGGAGACUGUCAUUGAAGGGAAGCCGAAAGAGAAGAAGCAUAAACAAAAGCACGGAGAGAAGAAGCAGAAAGUCGCCGACGAGGAUAUGGCGGAUGAUGUUGCGGAUGGACAGGAGGACAAGGCCUCGUCAGGGCACAAAUCUAAGGACGGAAAGAAGCCAUGGGAUAGUGGCUCAGCAGAUGAAGCCAAGGAUCCAGAGGAAGCGGGUACGAAGGCAGCCAAGGACAGAGUCAAGAAGGGCAAAACGAUGAAGGAGAAGAAGCGUGAGAAGAAAGCCAAACUCAAGGCUCUUGCAGAUGGCACGGCUCCAGAUCAAACAAAUACCACCACCACCACCUCAGACUCGAUAAAAGGACCAGCACCCAAAGCCACAGCUCCUCAACCCCCCAAGCCGACACUCACUCCCCUUCAAGCUAGCAUGCGCCAAAAGCUGAUCUCAGCACGCUUCCGCCACCUCAACCAAACCCUCUACACCACUCCCUCCGCUCACUCGCUCUCUCUCUUCGCCGAAAACCCAGAGAUGUUCACCGAAUACCACGAAGGCUUCCGACGACAAGUAGAAGUGUGGCCCGAAAACCCCGUUGACGGCUACCUCUCCCAGAUCCUCUCGCGCGGCCCAAUCCGUGGCCCAUCACGCGGUAACCCCCUCGACAAAACCAAAGAACAGGCUCUCCCACGCACAGAAGGCACAUGCGUUCUCGCAGAUCUAGGAUGUGGCGACGCUGCCCUCGCUACAAGCCUGCAGCCUCAUCUCAAGAAAUUGAAACUCAAAAUCCACAGUUUCGAUUUACAAUCCCCGUCGCCUCUCGUCACAAAAGCAGAUAUCGCCAACCUCCCACUCAAAGACGGCACUGUCGAUAUAGCGAUCUUCUGCCUCGCGCUGAUGGGAACGAAUUGGGUCGAUUUCAUCGAAGAAGCGUACCGCAUCCUGCGGUGGAAAGGCGAGCUCUGGAUCGCUGAGAUCAAAUCGCGAUUUGGACGUGUUUCGAAUGCUGGUGCAGGAUCCGGCAACAAGAAAGUAGUUGAACACAGUGUUGGGAAUAGGAAAAGGCCCCUAGACAAAAAGGCCAAAAAGGCAGCCGAUGAAGCAGCGGACGAUGAGGUAGCCGCUAUUGAGGUUGAUGGACAGGAAGAUCGAGGCGGCGAGACGGACGUUAGUGCGUUUGUGGAAGUGCUGAGGAAACGUGGGUUUGUCCUGAGAGGCGAGGGACAGGGUGGUGAGAAAGCGAGUGUGGAUCUAAGUAAUAAGAUGUUUGUGCGGAUGUGCUUUGUGAAGGGGACAACACCGAUUAAGGGAAAAUGCGUACCUGCUCCAAAGGGGGCGGAGGAGUUUGCGAAGGGCGGUGUGAAAGGUGGUGAGACAUGGAAGAGGAAAGCGCCGAAGGGGAAGUUUGGGGAUGAGAAGGGCGAAGAGGACGAUGUGCAUGUUAGUAGCGAAGCAAAGGUCUUGAAACCUUGUGUUUAUAAGUUGAGAUAG